CGGGCGGAAGUCUUGAGUUUGUACCGCGAGUGUUUGCGGACGGCGCGGCAUUUUCACUGGGCCGAUCCCGACACCGGGCAACCCUGGAACGCCCGACUCCGGGACGCCGCCCGCCAGGAAUUUCAACAAGCCCGCAACGAGACGGAUCCUCUCGUUAUUGCGAGACUCCUCGUGACCGGGAGAGACUGUGUACAGCAAGUGCAG
Phaeodactylum tricornutum CCAP 1055/1 is the source of this 204-nucleotide messenger RNA. RefSeq lists its product with no specific name. The transcript has a single exon. The annotation marks the transcript as partial. Lineage: Eukaryota; Bacillariophyta; Bacillariophyceae; Surirellales; Neidiaceae. The record is from RefSeq and is a predicted model, not a curated record. Gene Ontology annotation, biological process: mitochondrial respiratory chain complex III assembly.